AUGUCAGGAAAUUCAGAGUUUGAAGGGACUUUAGAAUCCCUCGAACACUCUAAGACAGGCAUAUCUGGUUCGAAGAUUUUAAAAUUAACGAAUUUGGCAAUGGAUAAUGUUGGCGAAAAUGCUCAGUUCAUCACUAGUGUGUAUAAGUAUGCGAAACGCGCUCCUAAUACCCAUAAGUUAGGCGCCUUGUAUAUCCUAGAUUCCAUUGUACGUAGCUUUCAGGAUGGCGCUAAAAAGAAUAAUGAAUCAUUUGAAUCUCCAAUGGAUGCUUCUUUUAGUGGUGGUUGGUGCAAAGCUGCCGAAGUUACUGAAAGCUUGGUUGCUGAUGCAACGCAUCAUGCCCCUUCUACUCAUUUGCCUAAAAUCUUAAAACUUUGUGACAUCUGGGACAAAGCAUCCACUUUGCCUCAAGACAAAUUAGAAUCUCUUCGAUCCAAAAUUAAAGAGACCAUUGGCUCUUCUGACCAGGCUAAUUCUCCAACACGUGACACUGUAGCUUCAUCAACGCAGGCAGGUGUCGAGAAUCCCGCAAUUCCAGCUACUACCACUACAGAGCCUAAUGCUCCUUCACAACCCCCUGCUGCUUCAACAAACGAUCCUGCUUCUAUUUUGGAAGCUCUUGCAGCUUUUGCCCAAAAGGCCCCCGCGCCUUCUACAACCUCUACUGCUUCGGGCACGCCGAUUAUUCAAGAUCCCGCAUCCCACCCUGCCCCAGUAGCCGGAGCACCACCAAGUAUUAGCCCUGUACCUACGACUGCUCCUUUGAACCCAGUGCCCCCUCAACCGAUUCCUUCGAUGCCUACUCCUAUGUAUCAGCCUAUGGCUGGUGCUCCUCCCUCCAUGUUGGGCGGUCCAAUGCCACCAAACCCAGCUGCUCCUGCGUCUGAUGCUGAAACUCAAAAAAUAAACCUUAUUAAUGUAUUGGCUUCUCAAAAUGUCCCAGCUCCUCAAAUCGAAACUAUUAUAAAAGCUGCUUUUCCUUCUUAUAACGCACCUCUGCAAGGAGGUCCCGCGGCUGCGUUGUCUGCUACUGCUCCCUCGGCAGGAAUCAUGGAAUCCUUGCAUAGAUCCCGUAGUCCUAGCCCUCGCAGCAAACAACUCGGCCGUACGCCUAGUCCUUCACGAAUGUCUAUUCCUUCUGCUAUGCCUGCCAAUGGCAUGCCAAAGCCAACUCCAGAUGGCGUGCCUCGUAAGUUGGAGCGUGAUAUAACCAUUCCUCCUGAUUCCAUAAAAGUAUUUAGUCGUACUCUUUUCCUUGGUGGUAUAACACGCGCUGUUCGUGAGCCCGUUUUACGCUCAAUGUUUGAACGUUUCGGUGCAGUUCAAAGCCUUAUUUUGAAUCACAAUUAUAGACAUGGUUUCCUCAAAAUGUUCCGUCGUGAGGCUGCCGAAAAGGCACAAGUUGCAAUGGAAAAUGUGCCCUUUGCUGAUACUACGAUUCGUACUAAAUGGGGUGUUGGUUUUGGUCCCAGAGAAUGCUCAGAUUUUACCUUUGGUGUUAGUAUAAUUCCUAUACGUUUAUUGACUGACGCCGAUCGUACCUGGCUUGUAACAGCCGAAUACGGUGGUACUGGGGGUAUUCCCGUUACACCUGGAAUAGCUGUUGACGAACCUGAUAUCGAAAUUGGUUUGGGUAUUAGUUCCAAAGCUAUAAGUAAACGUGGUAAAGAUAUAAACGUUCGACGCGAUGAUAGAAUGCGAGGACGUAAGCCUUUCCGUGGAGGUUUACCCCACCAAGGAGAAAGACAUUUUGAUCCCUCUGGUGGUUGGCCCAAUGGUGGUGCUGCUGGGCCCGGAAAUAUGUACAAUCCAGGAUAUUCUUCAUACUAUGAUCCUAAUUAUUCUUCUGCAUCAGGUUAUGCAACACAGCCUCCUUGGCAACCACAAUAA
Molecule: messenger RNA, 1890 nt
Organism: Schizosaccharomyces osmophilus
Lineage: Eukaryota; Fungi; Ascomycota; Schizosaccharomycetes; Schizosaccharomycetales; Schizosaccharomycetaceae
Gene: seb1
Product: RNA-binding and 3'-end processing protein Seb1
Exons: 4
Coding region: 1-1890 (629 amino acids)
Molecular function (GO): RNA binding
Source: RefSeq, a predicted model, not a curated record